Vigna radiata var. radiata (mung bean) is the source of this 2646-nucleotide messenger RNA. RefSeq lists its product as uncharacterized. The transcript is spliced from 8 exons. Bases 97 to 2451 code for a protein of 784 amino acids. Lineage: Eukaryota; Viridiplantae; Streptophyta; Magnoliopsida; Fabales; Fabaceae. The record is from RefSeq and is a predicted model, not a curated record. Gene Ontology annotation, molecular function: protein binding.
GUGGGGGAUUUGGUGUUAUAAAAGAAGGUUUGAGUUCCUCCUAUAGUAUCUUACACCUAGCUAGCUUCCAUUUCAAGUCUAUCAUCAUCCACCAGAAUGAGUACACUUGAAUCACCACCGAGAUUAGUUUCUCAAGAAUCAGCAUCAACAUUGAUUUCUCAAGAAUCAUCAACAAUAAUUGAAGGAACAGAAGAAAUUAGAAGUGGGGAUGAGAUAUCACUGUUCCGAGGGUGCGUGUUGGAAGGAAGAUGGGAGUUCGUUAUUCCUGCGUACAGAAACGAGAGUGAGUUUCACAAAAUCAGAAUCAACGAAAGCAGAGGCACUGCACUGCAUGUUGCAGUGAAUGAUGGGAAAGUGGAGCUUGUUAACAUUCUUGUUGGAGCAAUAUUGAAUCAUGAAGGAAGGGAAGUGUUGAGGGAUGACAGUGCACUGAGAUCAACGAAUGAGAGAGGUGACACACCUUUGCAUCUUGCAGCCUCAAGAGGGUUCAUUGGCAUGUGUAUAUGCAUGAUUGGGGAAAAUGGUGAAAGGAAGGAUUUGAUUAGGGUUAGGAACAACAAGGGUGAAACACCUCUUUUCAGGGCUGUUCUCACAUGCCAAACGAAGACCUUUGUUUACCUUUACAAUGUUUCCAAAGAUGUAGAUGUUCCUCUUAGGAACUCUGAUGGAGACACCAUCCUUCACCAUGCCAUUUGGAGAGAAUUGUUGGAUUUGGCUAUUAUAAUAGUUCGUUGUUAUCCUGAACUUGCCAAAACGCGAAACAAAGAUGGAGCCACACCUCUCAAAGUUCUUGCUUCUAAACCUUCAGCUUUCAAGAGUGGAAGCAAUCUCCCAUGGUGGAAGAAAAUUCUAUAUUAUGGUAUUCUUGUAGAACCUCUAGACGUUGAGAAAGCUAUAAAAUUCUACAUGGAGAAAGUUGAAGUUGAGGGCCAUCAAGACCAAGGUAUUUCAGUGAGAAUACAGUUGGAAAAUGAAGCCAAGAAAGCACAGAUUUUCGUGGAACGAAAGUAUGCCACAUCUGUUCGAUUUAUAAAGAGUGCUGUUCGAUUUGCCUUCAAAAUUCUGAGUCUUUCAGGAUUGGGUGUCACUGCACAAGACUUGAAAGCAAUAAAGAAGAUAAGGCAGAAACACAAAUGGGGUCGUCAGCUCUUGAAUAUUUUUAUGCAGAGACCUCAUGAGUCGUAUAUGGGAAUUGGUGGGGGUCCACCAUUCAUGACAUUUGACAGAGGAGACAGGAAUUCGGUUCAAAUUACCCAACAACAGUUGCAAAUGGUGGGUGCAGCUAGCUCAGGGCAGAAUCAACAAGAGAAUACUAGAACAGAAUCUGCAGCAAAAAAUGAGGAAAAGGAAACAACAUUUGUGUCGGUGGCGAAAGCUGACAUAGUCGACCUUGUGAACGAGCUUCGAAACAAAGUACCAAGUGCCCCACAUGACCGUACCACCCCUGAGAAGGACAACCUGCUGGUUGUGUCAAUGAAGAACAUCAAAAACAAAAUUGGAGAACACCACGUUGACAAGAAGGAGACUGCCUUUUUGACUGCUGCAAAAAACGGCAUUGUGGAGAUUGUGUUUGAACUUCAAUCAAAAAUACCCAGUGCUGUGCAUGAAACCAACUCCAACAACGAAAACGUGUUGCUUGUGGCAGUGAAGAACAGGCAGACCAAUGUUGUUGAGGUGUUGAGGAAGUGUUUGGAUAAGGAACUGUUCGAUAGCUUAAUUUUGGAAGUGGAUAACAGGGACAACACUGUCUUGCAUUUGGCUGCAGGCACAAUUGGCAACACUGAAAGAACUUGGCAGAUUGCUGGUGCCGCCAUGCAAAUGAUGUGGGAUAUCAAGUGGUAUCAGUACGUGAGAACCCUGGUGCCAGAACAUUUCACAUUCAGAACGAACAAGGACGACAAAACCGGUGGGGAGAUCUUCAAGCAGAAGCACAAAGACCUGGUGAAGGAGAGCUCGGAGUGGCUGAAGGAAACCUCCAACUCCUGCUCGGUGGUGGCUGCCCUAAUCGCCGGCGUCUCUUUUGCCACCUCGAGCUCCGUGCCUGGUGGCACCGACAAUGGAAAGCCGGAGCUAGAAGGGCAGCCGGCAUUCGACGCAUUCGCCAUCGCGUCCCUGAUCGGGCUCUGCUUCUCAGUGACCGCCCUGAUCAUGUUCCUGGCGAUCAUGACCUCCCGGAAACAGGCGCAGGACUUCCGGAAGAGCUUGCCAUUGAAGCUCCUGUUCGGCCUGAGCUCUCUCUUCGUCUCCAUUGCUUCCAUGCUGGUUUCCUUCUGCGCUGCGCAUUUCUUCGUGCUGAAAGACAAGUACAAGAACAUCUUGUUCCCUGUCUACAUUGCCACUUGUUUGCCUGUCACUUUCUAUGCAGUGGUGCAGUUUCCUCUCUAUGCUGAUCUGCUUAAAGCCAUUUUCAAGAAGGUCCCACAACCAAGUAUUACCAGCAGCCAGUUUUAGAGGACUUUUUCUUCACUCCGGAUUUUCCAUUUGGUGUAUCCUCUGUUAUUCUUUUAUAAUAAAGUGAUUUUGAUAUAAUAACUUCUUUUAAUAUAUUUAAAAAAAAAUUUUGAAGGCAGAACAUUUAGCAACAUACAAAAAUUCAUCAGUAACUAAACUUUUGUUUUUCUUUUAACACUCCUUAUGAUCAUCACA